GGUGGUCAGCGCUCCUUGCUCCGGGUCGUGGCUUUGAGGUCGUUCUUGGUGCGCGUCGGGGGCUCGAGGGGGAGAGAUUCGGGACGACUCGGGUGUGCGAAGGGUACGGCGAGGAAGGACUCGAGGUGGAGCUCGGACUUGGAAUACAGUGAGGAAGAAACGAGGUGGAGCUCGUACGUGGGAUACAGUGAGGAAAAGUCGUGAAGUACAUUGCGAGAGGCGCAGGUCGAUCUUGUACUCGGGAUACAGUGAAGAGGACUCAAGGUCGACCUUGCAGUCGGAGAUACAGUGAGGAAGACUCAGGAAGUACAAAGAGGGAGGCAGAGGUCGAGACGACGUCACUUCCUUCACUAAAACAUAGAUUAUAAAUACAGUGAGAGAGAGAGAGAGAGAGAGAAACCCAAAGCAACAUUGCGCAUUAUAAUAAAGUGAGAUAUGAUAUUGAUGUUAUACUUGUGAUACAGAGAGACCAAACUCGACAGUACACUCUCAAUAACCAGUGAGGAAUGACUGUGAUAUAUUUAAAGAGAAAUAUUUAUGUGUGACUGUUAUAUGUGUAUUUGUGUCGUGUGCAAAGUGAUACUCUUUAUUAAAAAUCCGCUUGAGGUCAAGUGCGUUGAAUUUUCCCGGUGUGGGAGAGUUGAGUCAAGAGUCAAGUCAUAAGAUCGUUUUAAGUAAUAUGAAUAAAGACCAAAGUUGUGGAGGCAGAAUGGUGCGUUGGUUCAGACUCUCGUCCAGUGGCAGCGGCAACUACUUGGUUCGAGUGCGUGCUCAGGUGAUGAUGCGUGAUGACAGCACUGGGGGUUGGCUGCCCAUGGGUGGGGGUGGCCUCUCCAAUGUGUCUGUCCGGAAACGUGUCACCCAACCCGACCUUGACGACUCCAAACAUGAGUAUCUUAUCUAUGGGAAGAGAUUAUCCGAUCAAUCAGUAGUGUUGAGUUGUACAAUAAAGAAAGAUUUUGAAUACAACAAAGUCAUGCCUACCUUUCACCACUGGAAGACAGGAGACAAAAAGUUCGGACUAACCUUUCAAACAGCCGCCGAUGCUCGAGCAUUUGACAAAGGCGUACGAAUGGCGGUUGAAGAUCUAUUAGAAGGUCUCAACGACUUUCCAUCCUAUCGUCAUGGCCUGAACGUAGAUGUCGGUGAUGAUAACGUUUUCAUGGCGGUGAAUCUUCCGGUGGAUAGAGAUGGGUCACGGACGAACUCGUCUGGGUCGGUCACCACCUGCGGCAGCAGCCGUCACACACCCACCGCUACUCCCCUCCCCACCCCAGACCAUCCCCCCCACUACCCCUACCACCACCACCACCAUCACCACUACCCAUCACCAGGAGGUGGAGUGGGGGGGAUCGGAAGCGCAGGGGGAACAGCUAUAUCAACAACAAACACUUCUCCAAGCUCCACCAUUUCCAACCUUGCCAUCACCACGGUCGGGAUGCAGCCCCCGUCACACAGCCACUCCCACGCCAACCACCUGCACCGCAUCACCUUCCCCUCCCGGCCCCGGCCUCCAUUGCCACAGAACAACAACCCCCUCGACAAGCCCCUUGAUCUGGAUGGCGACCACAAAGCGGGCAGCCCUCCAGACAUGCCCCAAGACCAGGACAAGAUCGAGGUCACAGGAGACACAUACUCAUACGUGCAGUGCACGAUGCACCAUGAAUACAGCUACCCGGUGGUGGAGGGCAUCAAGGCAGAGAAGAGAGAUAGUAUAGCAUCUCUGAAAAAGCAGCAGCAACUCGAGCUUGCCGGGGCGACACACCCUCAGCCGUGUCCUCCAACGAAUCAUGGCAAGAGGCCGCGAAAGAGAGACCGCAGAGGCAGAAAGUUCAUCAAAGCCCGCUGUCGGCACUGUCAGGAAACCUUUACAUAUGAUAAAAAUUCCCGGGGCAGCUGCGAAUACGCACCAGACUGUGUACGUACAGCCAUUGAUACACUUACAUGCAUCUCUUGUGCGCACGGUAUGUUAUAUCAUUGCAUGAGUGAUGCAGAAGGUGACUUUGCUCACCGUCCAUGUGAAUGUGGGGGUCCUGGAGGCACGACGGAUGAGUUGUGCGGGCGACGGUGGCUUGGAUUAACCUUGUUAUCCUUAUUGGUGCCGUGCUUGUGGUGCUACAUACCGCUGCGAGCAUGUCACCGAUGCGCUGUCGCCUGCAGAUUGUGUGGUGGCCGACAUGAGGCCUCCUGACUCACCGCCCCCACACAUGCCCAGGAGGAUGAGGAAGAGGAUGAUGACGAUGACGAGGAGGAAGAUACGGUUUUCACGGUAACUGGAAGCCCCACGCUGCUCUCCCCACAACAGUGGUGUGAUCAGGGGAGCAGUUCCCAGCAGUCGGGCGUCGGAAUGGGCAUGCAUGUGGAGAAAAACCAAACCAGUUAAUACUGAUCCAAGCUUUGUAGCCAGUCAGCUGUUGUGGCAGGGACAACAAUGACAGUUAGUGGUGUGUGAAAAGAGUGUAAGGGUGCUACCAGCACAACUAUGAUUGUCAAACAACCAACUAGAAAGGAAAGGAAGAAUGGAAUUGUGUGAUAAAAGGAGUGUGAAUGAAACCACUUUUGAUAAAGUGGAUAGAAAGGACACAACAGUUUGAGUGUUCUAUGUACCUGAUGGCCACACUCCGGCCUCAGAGUGUGUGUGCACGUGUGCGUGAGUGUGCACUGCACACACACUGCCGUACAUGGCCAGUUCUCAACUCUUGCAUUUGGAAACCCUUGUUCAUCUAUAUGUGAGCUGCUCAUUUAAUGGCAGGUCCGUCCGCCUUGGCCUAUUUAAUAAUCUAAAGGGAUCCCAAUUUUUCGAGGGCUCAGGAGAAAUUGUGACGCCCUUUGGAAUUGCUGUGACUUUUUGUAUGCUUUUAAUUAUUAUUGUGAUAGAUGUUCUAUAUAUUGAUAGCUUUAGCUGGCCAAGACGGACAGGCAGCCAAGGCAGCUGGACUGUCACGUGUCACAUAAUAACUACGUGAAGUUCUCACUUGCGUUUGCCUUACAUACCGACACUUUUGUGUUUAGUCUUUUGGCAAUUAUCAGCGUCGUCUUCAGCGUUGUGUAAGCCGGACAACUUUUUCAAGGGUUUCCUUGUCAUUUUAGGUGCUAUAGCACAAAUCAUGGAUUUUCCUUUUUUUUUAAGUGAAUGAUUAUUCAAAAAAAUAUUAUUCAGUUGUGUUGCAGUCAAAAGAACAGUUUUCUACACAACUUUAUAUAUAAACAUGUGUAAGGCAGUUGCACUGUGAAACAUGAAAUACAAGGUGAAGUUUGGCUUCUUAAAAAAUCAAACUUAAGGUAAUGAUGUAACUACAUAAUGUAGUUUUCCAAUAAUAAAAGACUAAACCUCCAAAUUGCAUUCAUGUAAGCAACACAGGUAGCAUUAUGAAUCACUGCCCUGUGGAAAAAAAAAGUCUUGUAAUUACCAUAGUCACAAUUAUCAUGAAUAUUGAUGAUAACAACCCCUCUUAAUUAUGAUUACACCCAAAAAGGAGGCCAAGAUCUUGUUAAAAAAAAAAAAUAAACAUUUUUGUGUACAACCUAGAUGGUGGCCCAGUCGGCGCAGAGAUCGCAGCCGGCGGAGAGCGUGGACUUUUUUGUUUUUUUGUUUUUGUUUUUUCUCACCACCGCCUUCACCAGCGAGGAAGCGCUUGGGAAGGAGGUUGGACUUUGCCGCGCCCUCUUCUGCCGUCUGCGGCCUGGACCGAGAUAGAUGUUUUGGUAGCGGUAAUCUUGGGGAGCAGCCAGGUCAUACGUCACCCAAAAGAAGUCCUGGGGUCAGCCUGAGGCUCCAGAUAUAAAGAUAUAUAUUAAAAAAAAGAGGAAAGAAUGAAUAGAGGGAGAAAAGAAAAAGAAAGGAAGAGUACCUUAAUUCUGUGGUAAAGAGGUGAUGACCCCAACCUACUUCGAGUACGGCGAAACGACCUGGCGCAUGUCAGCUCCCCGAUACUUCCGUUGUUCAUGCCACCCCCUAGUCACGAACAAAAUUGCAACCAAUGUCAGCAGUCUAAUAUCAUUUGUUUUAUUUGCAACAAUUUUAAGCAGAAAGUCACAAAAGUUUGUGGUUUCAUUUUACCUUUUUCUUGAAGAAGAAUGAAAACAAAACUAAAAGUUAAAAAAAGAGAACUUUGUUACUCCCAGGAAAAUGAUUGAUAUAUAUAUAUAUAUAUUUUUCUUGUUUUUCAGUUUUCACUCAUUGUUUCCAGUGAAUGAUUUAAGUGACUAAGUAAUUAUCCUUGUGUAAACUUUUUGUCUAUUGAUAAUUUCAUUAUAAUUGUCAAGUAUAGGAUGUAACAAGAAUGAUUUUAUGAACAAUAAUGACAACCAAAGACAUAUCCAUUA
Penaeus vannamei (Pacific white shrimp) is the source of this 4326-nucleotide messenger RNA. It is a transcript of the gene Spred, whose product is annotated as Sprouty-related protein with EVH-1 domain. The record is from RefSeq and is a predicted model, not a curated record. Gene Ontology annotation, molecular function: protein kinase binding. Gene Ontology annotation, cellular component: membrane. Lineage: Eukaryota; Metazoa; Arthropoda; Malacostraca; Decapoda; Penaeidae. Gene Ontology annotation, biological process: multicellular organism development; negative regulation of MAPK cascade.